AUGGAGUGGACAACAGAGAAGAUCGCCGCGAGACUGCCAGUCUUCCAACAGCGAGGCCCUGAUGUGCCCGCUUGGCGCCAAUUCCUGAACUUUCUGGGUUGUUUGUUGAUCCUCCCCGUAUACUACUUCAUCACCGGCUACAGUCGUCAUCCCUUGACGCUGGACAUUUUGAUUAGCAUCUUCGUGGCUGAAUUCAACCGAUAUGCCAACGAGGGUCGGCGACGCCGGCUAUAUGGCCUCGAUGCACCGCCAAAGGCGAAGGAAGACCCCGAAAAGGCUCCCAUGUCUCCCAGUCUCCAUACAGGCCCUGACUGUUUGGCGGUGGUGGUAGGCUACCGCGAAGAUCCGGAACUCUUCCGUCGCGCCUUGGACAGCUACAAGCGCGCUGACGGUUGCCGUUUUAUCUUGGUGGGAGUGGACGGUGACGAGAAACCCGACAUGGAUAUGGUCCGCGUCUUUCAGGAAGCUUAUCCUGAAGACUCAGCCAUUGUGCAUAUCGACGAACCAUUUGGCGAGAUCGCCAUGCGCACGUACAAAAAGAUCUCGGAAUCUUGUUACGAGACUCCUGCGCGUUGCCAGGAGAUGACCAUUGCCCACUGCUGCCAGUUGGCCCGGGAGAUUCUUGCCGAACAUGAUCUUGGAUUGGGUGAAUUAGGAGGUAUUACCAGAUUGUGCUUGUACCAGCCGCAUAUGCACAAGAAAGCAAUCAUGUUCACCUCGUUUAUCUUCUCUAUCGUAAUUUCAGAUAUUCUUGGUAUCGAGUACAUGUGGUCUUCCGAUUCCGAUACCAUCGUCUAUCCAGAUUCCGUGCGCCGCACCGUUGAGACGAUCGCCGGAGAUCCAACCGCCGGCGGAGGCAGUUCUGGAUUGGUGGUGCACAAUGAAGAUGAUUCGAUGACGACGAAACUCGGCAGCGCAGUCUACUGGUGUGAGCUGUACAUGACAAGAUCAACCUCGGCGUCUUCGGGCACGAGCGACUGCCAGAGUGGUCCAAGUACCGUGUUCCGGGUGUCUGCCUUGCCUUCAAUCCUAUACCCCUGGUACACACAGACAGUUUUGGGUCGCCGAAUGAUUGUCAAUGAAGACCGCCAUCUAACAACAAACCUUCUCUUACGUGGCUGGACGGUCACAUACGUCUCGGACACAUUAACAGCAACAGAUACUCCCACCACAUUCAGCCGAUGGCUUCUCCAGCAAGUCCGUUGGGGUCGAGCAACGCACAUCGAAACCUUCCAACAACCGAGGGUCUAUCUCCUCAACCAUCCUAUCUUCUUCUGGGCCGCUAUGAAAAAAGAAGUCGGCCCCCUCCUGGUCUUCCUCUGUGUGCUCUACUACGUCAUAACCGGCCAACGCUUUGCCUACUUCUCCUCCAGCGAUGCUUUCCUCCGUGUGGCCUACACCAUCGGCUACAACUGGCUCCGUAAUCCAGACCGCGGGCCACGCAAUGCCUGGAUCUGGAUUGCCCCCGCGCUAGUCUUCUACAACAUUCCCCUCCCCAGCAUCCAUCUCUGGAGUAUGUUGACCGUGUUCGAGAGAGGAUGGGGCACAACGAUGCGGUCGAACGCCGAGAUGUCGAAGCGCGAGCAGUUCUGGAAACGCGCAUAUGACCUGGGUUUCUUCGUGGUCUGGAUGGGUAUUGUUGGGGGUACCGCUGCACGGAUCAUAUCUGGCUAUGCAGGCUGGGAUGCAGCUGGUACGGCGAAGGCCCUCUUCUUGGGCGUGCUUGUCCCGUCCGCUGUCUCGUUCUAUGGGCUGUUGGUUCGUGGAUGA
Molecule: messenger RNA, 1770 nt
Organism: Aspergillus pseudonomiae
Lineage: Eukaryota; Fungi; Ascomycota; Eurotiomycetes; Eurotiales; Aspergillaceae
Product: glycosyltransferase family 2 protein
Exons: 2
Coding region: 1-1770 (589 amino acids)
Biological process (GO): hyaluronan biosynthetic process; extracellular matrix assembly
Molecular function (GO): hyaluronan synthase activity
Source: RefSeq, a predicted model, not a curated record